AUGCGCGAGAAGAAUCGCCGCCACCGCAUCUUGGCUGGGUUCAACAAACUCGAAAACGUUAUUCCGUCCACGUUUUGCCAGCAGAGGCGGGCGUCGUUCACCAAGAUGGACACGUGCACCUUAAUUAGCAUGGCUAUUCAAUACAUCAAAAGCCUAGAACAGAGACGGGAGAACUUGGCCAAGCUUUGUAUGAGCAGCGUGAUGCUUAGUGCGCAGACACUCCCGUAA
Molecule: messenger RNA, 228 nt
Organism: Closterium sp. Naga37s-1
Lineage: Eukaryota; Viridiplantae; Streptophyta; Zygnematophyceae; Desmidiales; Closteriaceae
Source: the annotation of a GenBank genome assembly